GGGGCGGGUCCCUCGAGGCCUCUGCUUUGUGGUGGGGCAUAAAGGUAUGCCAUUAGUGUCUCCACAAUCCUGAAAGGACCGCUACCAUGGAUUUCCCCGACCACAGCAAGAACCUGUUGCGGAGCCUGCGGGACCAGCAACACGAGGGUUUCCUUUGCGACUGCACGGUGCUGGUGGGCAACACCCAAUUCCUGGCCCACCGGGCCGUGCUAGCCUCGUGCAGUGCCUUCUUUCACAUGUUCUACAAGGAAGGGCUGGACAAGGGGGACUUGGUGUGCAUCAACAAUGAGAUUGUCACGGCCCCGGCGUUUGGACUGCUCCUGGAAUUCAUGUACCAAGGCAGCCUGUCCUUCAGUGACACUCCAGUGGAGGACGUCCUGGCUGCUGCCAGCUACCUGCACAUGAACGACAUUGUGAAAGUGUGUAAGAAGAAACUGCAGGCCCGGGCUUUGACUGAAGCAGACAGCACCAAGAAGGAAGAAGAUUCCCCAGCCAGUUCAGAACUUCUACCCAGCACCUCCAAGUGCCAGCCACUGGCCCCUGAGGCACAGUCAUUGCCCCCACUCCCUCAGCCUUGUGAAGCAGAGACGAAAAACACAGAGGAGCGGAAGGGAGGAGAGAAAGCCAGUUCUGAUGAACUGCUGGCCUCCACGCUAGACGUUGCAGACACCACCCAGCCUGGCAUGGAGGGCGAUUCCCCACAUGCCCUUCCCCCAACCAGACCCCUUCCACCAGCUGUCAUUGACAUCUCCCUCUCCAGCCCCAGCAGUUCUACCGAAACCAUCUCACACAGCUGUUUUCCCCUGGGGAACAUUGCUGAGGGCCCUACCAGUAUGGACACUGCUCCGGAGAAGUAUGCGGAACAGCUGGAAGGCAGCGUCGGUGUAGUUUGCCAAAAGGAGCCAAACAGGUCCUCCAUCAAAGUCAAAAUGGAAGCCAUUGUGAUCUCUGAUGAGGAGCCAGACACAGCUGAGCAGCUGGAGGGGCAGAACCCAGAGGAGAGGCUGGAGAGUGUCUUCCAGCGGCCUACUAUGGAAGCAGGGUCAGUUGGAGGCUGCAGCCGGCAUCUGGACAACUUUGCAGAGCCUGGUGGGCUAGAGGAAGUAUCUUCAGAGGGUGCCUUCCUGCCUCAGGAAACUGUACCCUAUCAUAUGAUCCCUGUGCCCAGCGGGCAAAGUUUCUCCAACAUGGCGAUUCCGCCUCUGCACGAGCAGAUGUAUCUACAGGACUAUGAGGUUCACCCUAACUUUGGCAUCUUCACUGAGGACAUGCCCACUUGUAAGACAUGCGGAAAGACCUUCUCCUGCUCCUACACACUCCGGCGCCAUGCCACAGUCCACACACGGGAGCGUCCCUAUGAAUGCCGCUACUGCAUGCGCAGCUACACCCAAUCUGGAGACCUCUACCGGCACAUUCGGAAGGCACACAAUGCAGACCUGGCAGCCAAACGUUGCAAACAGGAUGUGGAGAAUCCCUCGUAGGGUGCCCACAUCUGGGCCAAAGUCUGAGGUUCAUCAGCUCAGUUGCCAACCAACAUGAAGGCCAAAUUUUUCUCCUUUUUGAACUUUGUGCAAAAAGCCACAGUGUCUGUAGCCAAAUGACAAAGCCACUUACUACUCCGCAUUUUUCUUGGUUCAGUCUUCCCACACAGUCCUUCAGUGUUCCUCCAACUUUUGCCUUGAGGAUUUGGUGUUGUAUUUUCACAGGGUAGUUCUUGGUCAACACAAUUCAUAUCCAGGCUUUGGAUACUGCACAUAGUUUGGAAGAAGCCACAGAAUAUGAACUCUUAGUAUCUUGGAAAGAAUUUUUUCUCUGUCUAUUUAUGUCUUUAGGGAACAUGAGACUGGAGGAGGAAUGAGAUCUCUUGGUUCCCCAGCCAAGGGAUCUUGGCUUGGUUUUUGCUCGAAAGAGGGUGUGGAAGCUUUUUAAUCGUGGCAGUUUAUGGAGAUUGUAAUUUCAUUUGAAAACCUUUUCUAGCCCAAAACUCUGUGCACAACCUAUAGAGAUGUGAAGGCCCAGAAAAAAAUAGGAAAAUUCAAGGCGGAGUGUGCCCCUGCUAUUAUUUCUCUAGGACUUUUUAUCUGUUUGUCCAGCAGAAAAAUUGAGAACGUUUGGGGAACACUUCUGUGAAAUAUUUUCGCUUUUAGAAUGAGUAAAAUGCUUUUUAAGGGUAAAGGUUUUUGUAUUCAAAAUGUAUAGGAUGAAAACAUACAAGGGUUUAAAUUUUUCAAGUAGGACAUUUUGGGAAGUGCUGACUGCCCCCCAUAAAAUAUGUUCUGUUUCUGAGGGAGAAAAACCUUGUCUUACAAAGCAUUGAACUCAUUCCAAACGUAUAGGAUGAAAAAAAAUCUGAGGUCUUUCUCAAGGGUUCAGUAUUCUUAAUGUUAAGAUGUUAACUUGAUAUCCAAACAUUCUGCCAGUCCUACGUUUUGGGACUGCACAAAAGUCUGUUAAUAGCCUUUCUUUUGUUUACUA
Molecule: messenger RNA, 2475 nt
Organism: Heteronotia binoei (common prickly gecko)
Lineage: Eukaryota; Metazoa; Chordata; Lepidosauria; Squamata; Gekkonidae
Gene: ZBTB3
Product: zinc finger and BTB domain containing 3
Exons: 2
Coding region: 87-1481 (464 amino acids)
Biological process (GO): regulation of transcription by RNA polymerase II
Cellular component (GO): nucleus
Molecular function (GO): protein binding; DNA-binding transcription factor activity, RNA polymerase II-specific; RNA polymerase II cis-regulatory region sequence-specific DNA binding
Source: RefSeq, a predicted model, not a curated record